AUGGGUGACAGCAGCUACGGCCCGCCUGCUGGCUAUGCACUUAGGAAAAACGGGUCGUGCUCUGCAAACCAGGAAACGUGUGGUAAUCCCUGGGGUGACUGGUAUAACUGCUGCCCCGGGGGCACAUACUGCGGAGACAAUAACACCUGCUGUCCGACUGAGUCAGGGUGCGUGGACUUUCUCAAGGAAGACCUGCACUGCGCAAACAACAAGACCUGGGACCUGUACCAGUCCGAGGACAGUUACUUCUGCUGUUUGAACACGACGCGGGGCUUCCUCGCCGGGGGCCUGGAGUACAAUGGGUCGAGUACUACGGGCAUUGGCUGCGCUGACGGGCUUCCGGCCGGCAAAGACGAUGAAGCCUUGGUUCCCGUCGCGAGAGGCAAUGCGACCGCAACCUCGGUACCAGGCUCGCCCGGCGCCAGAAAUUCAGGAACCGAAGCACGACCCCAAUCAGGAUCCUACGCAGCAUCCGAAUCCUCUACAAACACGGGCGCCAUUGCGGGCGGCGUCGUCGGCGGGUGUGCUGGCCUGGCACUCAUCAUUGCACUGGUUUGGUUCUUGUUGCGUCGACGGCGACAACAGGCGGAAACCGCUCCUCUCAUGAGUUCGGAUUUUAGCACGACAUCGAAAGAAAAGAACGGAUUAUAUGGGUCGGAGCUUGGCGAUAACGCUAUCAGGGCAGAGCUACAGGGUAAUCCCAAUGCAAUGGCUCAUGAGCUGCCUCCGACAACAAUGGCCCAUGAGCUACCUCCCAACACGACACCUCACGAGUUGCCUGCGAGUCCGACUCGGUAUUAA
Aspergillus versicolor CBS 583.65 is the source of this 801-nucleotide messenger RNA. RefSeq lists its product as uncharacterized. Bases 1 to 801 code for a protein of 266 amino acids. The record is from RefSeq and is a predicted model, not a curated record. The transcript is spliced from 2 exons. NCBI's taxonomy places the organism in Eukaryota, Fungi, Ascomycota, Eurotiomycetes, Eurotiales, Aspergillaceae.